UGCUUCAAGAUAACACACUAUGACACAUGGUUGAUGACAUUUUUUAGAUAAAGUGCGAACAGUAUCAAGUCUAAAGUGCAGAGGAGAUAGUGGAGACAAACACUCGAGACAAUUACGGGGAAAAGAUCAAAGGAGAAGGAGGAGAAUCACCAUUAGAACAACAUAUACCAAAAAUAGUGCGAUAGAAAAACACUCAAGACACUGAAGGGGAAAAGAUCAAAGGAGAAGGAGGAGGAUCACCAUUAAACCAACACAUACCAAAAAUAGUGCGAUAGAAAAACACUCAAGACACUGAAGGGGAAAGGAUCAAAGGAGAAGGAGGAGGAUCACCAUUAGAACAACACAUACCAAAAAUAGUGCGAUAGAAAAACACUCAAGACACUGAAGGGGAAAGGAUCAAAGGAGAGGGAGGAGGAUCACCAUCAAACCAACAUAUACCAAAAAUAGUGCGAUAGAAAAACACUCAAGACACUGAAGGGGAAAAGAUCAAAGUAGGAGAAGAGGAAGAUCACCGUUAGAGAAGCAACACAUACCAAAAAUAGUGCGCAAGAGAAAAAAAGAAAAAAUAUACAGUAGUGGAUAAAGAUGAAGAUAAGGAAAGAAGUGAGAUAAGUGAAAAGAAAUGACCGGCAUCUUCUAAAAUGAGUGGAUAGGAUAAAUGGAGUAAAAAAAUGCAUAUUAAAACAGAAAAGGGAGUUUAUACAGCAAAAUAUCCACUUCAACCCACCACAAAUAUGCUUCUCACAAUACCAAAGCUUCUAACAGCAUACCCAGAGAAGUGAAGAUUAAAAAACAGAAAAAAAAACACACACAUCAACCUGUCAACUCCACUACCUACCAUAAGUUCAUCUCAAUACAAGGAAAAAUAUAACCAGAAAAAAAUACAUUCACUCCACUACCCACCAAAAUAUGCUUCUCACACAACCGCGACUCAUAACACCACACCCAUCACUCCUCCACCUCCUCCUCCACCUCCUCCUCCUCCUUCCACACACGACUCAAGCGGGGGACAUGCAGCGUGAAGAGAUACAGAGGUGGAAGGCGGCCCUCGCUGCUGCGGCAAAAGUCCCCGAGUACGACCAAACCCUGUGGCCGGCUAUUUACGAGGAGAGGAUCGUCACUCAAUCUGCAUGUGAAGCCUCUCCUGACCCUGAAGCCGAGGAUGAAUGCUCGCACUCUGGCAGCUGGUUCGGGAGUUGGCUGCGAUGGUGCCCGACUUCCCUCAGUCUCCUGCGGGAGGCCGAGAAGGUGCUGCUGUCAAACCUGAAGAGCAGCUACCGGGGCUGGUACGUGAGUGUGGGGUGUGUGGUGGGCAGCCAGGAGUCGCACGUGUGGACGCUGAGCUUCAACGAGGAUUCCAACAACAUGCCGCUGGUCCUGCUGCACGGGUUUGGCUCCGGCGUGGGCCUCUGGUGCCUCAACUUCGACUCAUUUGCCGCACACCGACCCGUCUACGCCAUCGAUAUUCUCGGGUUCGGCCGCAGCUCCCGGCCCGGCUUCACCAAGGAUCCGCUGGAGGCCGAGAGGGAGUUCAUCAUGUCCAUCGAGGCGUGGCGAGAGAAGGUUGGCCUCGAGAAGUUCAUCCUCCUCGGACACUCCUUCGGGGGCUUCCUGGCGGCCUCCUAUGCUAUCAAACACCCAGAGAGAGUCCAUCACCUGGUGCUGGCUGACCCCUGGGGCUUCCCGGAGCGGCCGCUGGACGUGGGUGAGCGCUACAAGUUCCCGCUGUGGGUGAAGGCGGUGGCGGCCAUCCUGCAGCCCUUCAACCCACUCUCUGUCAUCCGCACCGCCGGCCCAUGGGGCCCCAGGAUCCUGAAGAACGCGCGACCAGACCUGAUCCGCAAGUUUUCCGGGAUGGUGAAGGACGCCGAGGAGGUGAUCCCCAACUACCUGUACCACUGCAACGCCCAGAACCCAAGCGGAGAGUCAGCCUUCCACACCCUGAUGGCCGGCUUUGGGUGGGCCAAGUACCCCAUGAUCCAGCGCAUGGACUCCCUGCGUAAGGGUCUGCCUAUCACCCUCAUCUACGGGUCACGCUCCUGGGUGGACCACGACCCGGGCUUCCAGAUCAAGUAUAUGCGCCGCGACACCUUUGUGGACGUGCAGGUCAUCCAAGGCGCUGGUCACCAUGUGUACGCCGACCGAGCCCAGACCUUCAACAACAUCAUCAACACCUUAGGCUGGCACUCCGACAACGGCACGCUGCCCGAGCUGGAAUCCGAGCCCAGCGAGAACCCCGAACCCGGCACCAGGGACGUGGCGAUGACGAUUACGAGUAUGAUCAAUGUGCGGAACGACACCACGAGGGACGAGGCGACGGCGGUGACAGACUUGACGAACACAGCGGAAUCGGAUGACCACCUGAAUUAGGGUGUGUGUGGAUGUAUAGAUUAGUGUAUGUCUGUGUGUGUGUGUGGAUGUAUGUAUAUUUAAUUUGUUAGUUUUGUAUAAUUAUUUCUCAUUCGUUUUUAUCUAGAUUGACAAGAUUGUUCCUUUGAGAGAUUAUAUAUAUAUAUAUGUGUGUGUGUGUGUGUGUGUGUGUGUGUACAGCCUGUUUUCUAAGUAUGUGUGAGUCUGCAUGUACAGUAAAUCCCUGUGAUAUCGCGGUUCAGUUUUCACGGUCCCAGUAUUUCGCGUGUUUUUUUCUCUAAGACCUAUUAAUUUUGAUAUCGUGUAUAUUUUCGCCAUUUCACGGCAUUCCAUAGCAUUGUUUAUGAGUAUAAAUCUCGCGCGUCACGAUAGAAUGGCCGUACGUACCGAUUCAGCCAAUCAGAGCGUUGGUAUUAUUUUCUCGGCCACUGAAUGGCUGUUGUGUCCUAGAAGCAUCUCGCAGGGAGAGAAACUGUUCGCCUUGUUCUAUCUCAGUUCCGCGUGUCUCCCCACAGUGUACGGUGUUCCGCAUAACAAGGAUGACACCCAAACGCCCAUCAUCUAAGGCUUCUAUUGAGCCAAAGAGGAAGAGGAAGCCCUAUCGAUUCAGGAGAAGGUGAAACUUCUCGAUAUGAUAAAGGAAGGACAGAGUUACGCUGCCGUAGCCCGCCAUUACGGUAUGAAUGAGUCAGUGGUUCGCUACAUCAAGAAGGAUGAGAAGAAUAUCAGGGUGUUUAAAUGUGUUUCUAUUGUUUUAAAGUGUGUUUAAAGACCUUGAAAUGCUUUUAAAAGUACUGUAAAAGUUAUAAAAACAUGCCUAGGGUGUAUUUAAAUAGAGUAUAUUUCUAUUUUUGCGGAUUUUCACUUAUCGCGGGCGGGUCUGGAAUGUAACCCCCGCGAUGGAGGGGGGAUUACUGUAUUGAUAUUUUGUACAUUCUUUUAUUUCCUAUCUAGAAUUACAAAACUUUUCCUUUGAGAGAGUGUUUGCAUGUGUGUGUGAGAGUGUAUGCAUAUGUGAGUGUGUAUAAUUCAUUUUCUACGUGUGUGUACCCAUGUGUGUGACCGUGAUGUAAAACCUGCCGCUGUAAUGCCAUGAGGUCCAGCUCCGACACAACACAUAUCACGCAUGUAGGAACGCUGUCUGCUGCUUCAAGGGCACACUCACCAUUUUACUUACACCGCCCCAUCAGGCAAAACGCUACUAUAGAAACGGAAGGGAAAUCUUUUUUUAUGACUAAUUAUAAUGAUUGAUCGAACGUACCCUUCAUGGAGAGGAUUCAAGUCAUGUGUGUUUGUGUGAUGGUGAAGCUGUGAGGAGUCUGGGGCAAUUGGUUAAGCCUUGAGAGUGUUGAGGGAUAUACAGUAACGUUUAUAAGCAAUCUGUAAUGUAUUAGAGAGUUGGGAUAUUCAGAGUUUACAGUCAAAUCAUGUGUGUGUGUGUGUGUGUGUGUGUGUGUGUGUGAUGGUGUAGCUGUGAGGAGUCUUGAGGCAUUUGGUUAAGACUUCAGAGCGUUAAGUGAUAUACAGUAAAGUUUAUAAAGCAUACUGUAGGGUUUUAAAGAGUUUGCAUCUUCAGAGUUUAUGAGGCAAUAUCAGGGAGAGUAUGGGUGAUAGAUUGUGAAGCUGUGAUGAGUCUGAGGCAUUUGGUUAAGACUAGAGUGUUAAGGGAUGUACAGUGAUGUUUAUAAAGCAUACUGUAGGGUUUUAAAGAGUUGGGAUAUUCAGUGUUUAUGAGGCAAUAUCAGGGAGAGUAUGGGUGAUAGAUUGUGAAGCUGUGAUGAGUCUGAGGCAUUUGGUUAAGACUUCAGAAUGUUAAGCAAUAUACAGUAAAGUUUAUAAAGCAUACUGUAGGGUUUUAAAGAGUUUGCAUCUUCAGAGUUUAUGAGGCAAUAUCAGGGAGAGUAUGGGUCCUAGAUUGUGAAGCUGUGAUGAGUCUGAGGCAUUUGGUUAAGACUUCAGAGUGUUAAGCAAUAUACAGUAAAGUUUAUAAAGCAUACUGUAGGGUUUUAAAGAGUUAGCAUUCUCAGAGUUGAUGGGAUUGGAUGAGCAUCGGGCAUAAGACAGUAGAAUGGAGGAGAGCCAUAAAGCAUCCAAGCGCUCAGGAAGAGUGAAAACGGACAUUAAAAGAAAUUAUGAUGAUUAUGAUGAGUUUAUGAGGAAUGCUUCAAAGUGUAUUGUCCAUAUGCUCAGAUGCUUUCGGCUUCAACAACAACUAUUUCCCAAAGCCAUUAAGUAGAUUAGUCAGGUUCUCGUAAGCGCUCUCUCACAUUCAUGGUGCAAAGGCCUUGUCAAACUAUCACUAGGCUCAUUACACUACCAAUACAGAUACUCACAACAACCAAAGGCUUAUCAAAUGUGUAUGUGUGUAUAUAUGUGUGUGUGUGUGUGUGUGUGUAAGCCCUGAUAUCUUUGAGAACACGAACCCAGGGUAGUGAGAAUGAGAGGGAGUUGUAAAUGGGAAAGGUUUUAAGAGUAAAGAAAAAUCAGGGAGCAUGUGGCCAAACCUUGAUGUUAGGGCAAGCUGAAUUCAGGGAGUAAAAGAUCAGGAUUAU
This is a messenger RNA of Eriocheir sinensis (Chinese mitten crab), 4922 nucleotides long. RefSeq names its product (Lyso)-N-acylphosphatidylethanolamine lipase-like (gene puml). The transcript is spliced from 8 exons. The record is from RefSeq and is a predicted model, not a curated record. Gene Ontology annotation, cellular component: lipid droplet. Bases 910 to 2370 code for a protein of 486 amino acids. NCBI's taxonomy places the organism in Eukaryota, Metazoa, Arthropoda, Malacostraca, Decapoda, Varunidae.